AUGGGCACUGCAAAGUCAAAAACCAAAUUGACAAUGGACAACGGUAAAAAACCAUUAAGUACCGAAAGAACAGCAGUGUACAAAAGAAACAAAAGAAGAGUACUAAGAUAUUUGAAAGCUUUUCCACCAGGAACACCCGGACCUAUUCCAAAACUUUACCUCGAGUCACCGAGACCACCUUUUAGUAUUAAAAAAAUAUUCCUUAGUAUAUAA
Molecule: messenger RNA, 213 nt
Organism: Cotesia congregata
Lineage: Eukaryota; Metazoa; Arthropoda; Insecta; Hymenoptera; Braconidae
Source: the annotation of a GenBank genome assembly